Choloepus didactylus (southern two-toed sloth) is the source of this 750-nucleotide messenger RNA. RefSeq names its product actin-related protein 3B-like. Gene Ontology annotation, molecular function: actin filament binding. Gene Ontology annotation, cellular component: Arp2/3 protein complex; actin cortical patch. Gene Ontology annotation, biological process: Arp2/3 complex-mediated actin nucleation. The coding region runs from base 1 to 750 and encodes 249 amino acids. NCBI's taxonomy places the organism in Eukaryota, Metazoa, Chordata, Mammalia, Pilosa, Megalonychidae. The transcript is spliced from 2 exons. The record is from RefSeq and is a predicted model, not a curated record.
AUGGGGGAGGGGCUGCCGGUGUGUGUGGUGAACUAUGGCACCAGAUACACAAAACUAGGUUAUGCUGGAAAUACAGAACCACAGUUUAUCAUCCCUUCCUGUAUUGCUAUUAAGGAGUCAGCAAAAGUGGGUGAUCAAGCUCAGAGGAGAGUGAUGAAAGGUGUUGAUGACCUAGACAUCUUUGGUGAUGAAGCAAUAGAAAAGCCUACAUAUGCAACAAAGUGGCCAAUCUGCCAUGGAAUAGUUGAAGAUUGGGACUUGAUGGAAAGAUUUAUGGAGCAAGUGAUCUUUAAAUACUUAAGGGCAGCACCUGAAAUCUUUUUUCACCCAGAGUUUGCUAAUCCAGACUUCACACAACCUAUCUCAGAAGUAGUAGAUGAAGUAAUUCAGAAUUGUCCUAUUGAUGUCAGGCAUCCUCUCUACAAGAACAUUGUCCUCUCUGGAGGUUCAACCAUGUUCAGGAACUUUGGACGUCACUUGCAAAGAGAUUUGAAAAGGACCAUAGAUGACAGGCUGAAAUUAAGUGAGGAAUUGAGUGGCAGUAGAUUGAAGCCAAAGCCUAUUGAUGUUCAAGUGAUUACAUACCACAUGCAACAAUAUGCAGUCUGGUUUGGGGGGUUGAUGUUGGUCUCCACACCUGAGUUCUACCAAAUGUGCCACACCAAAAAGAAGUAUGAAGAAAUUGGACCUAGCAUUUGUCAUCACAAUGAUAGGCGUGUCAUAAAAUUGACUUCUAGUUAUCGGGGCUAG